AUGGGACAGCAGCAAUCGAAGAAUGCGUCACGGUCGAACGGGGGAUCGCUACAGGUCGAAGGGCUGCAAGCGUAUCCCUCGAUUUCGAAGUCCGACACAAAGGACUCUAGCCGUUCCAUCCGUGGCUCGAUUCGUUCCAAGAUACCAGGAAGUGGGAGGGGUGAUAAGUCAGACAGCCCGAGAGCUUCUAAUGGAACCCUUGCGCGCUCAGACAGCGCUCCCCCGGAAGGGUUAGAAUCUGCCUUUGCUCGCUCUUCCAUUUCGCGGCAUGCCCGCAAUCUCUCUGGCUCUUCUAUGCCCAUUCAGCCCAUCAACUCACAGGACGACUUGCGGGAUGAAGCACCAAAGCCACCACCCUCUCCUCCGCACUCUUCAUCGAUAGGCCGUGGCCACAAAGACGUCAAGGCCGCACAGAAGUCUGGAGAAGUUGACCACGUGUCCGAUACUGGCCCUCAACAUGUUGCUCCUACGACCGUUGCUCAAAAGGCUGGCGAGUCCAUCCUGAUCAAGAGAGAGAACUCCCUUAACCCAGUCUUGACUGAGUCUGGCGCCAGGUCGAUAGUAGACCAGAACGGAACCAACGGAUCUCCCGGCAUGACCAUUGGGGCGCUCAAAUCCAUCGAUGUUGACGACAUGAUCACACGGCUCCUUGAUGCCGGAUAUUCUACCAAAGUCACAAAGGCUGUGUGCCUAAAAAACGCCGAGAUCAUUGCUGUCUGCACCGCUGCUCGUGAACUUCUACUGACACAACCAGCCUUACUCGAACUCUCUGCGCCGGUGAAGAUCGUCGGCGAUGUUCAUGGCCAAUACACCGACCUGAUCCGACUUUUCGAGAUGUGCGGAUUCCCUCCUAAUUCCAACUACCUUUUCCUCGGUGACUAUGUCGACAGAGGAAAGCAGUCCCUAGAGACCAUUCUCCUCCUGCUCUGCUACAAGCUUAAAUACCCUGAGAACUUUUUCCUACUACGCGGAAACCAUGAAUGCGCCAAUGUUACACGUGUCUAUGGGUUUUACGAUGAGUGCAAGCGACGAUGUAAUAUCAAGAUUUGGAAAACAUUCGUCGAUACGUUCAAUUGCCUUCCCAUCGCCGCUAUCGUUGCUGGAAAGAUAUUCUGUGUUCACGGUGGCCUGUCUCCCAGCCUGUCUCACAUGGACGAUAUUCGUGGCAUCGCCCGACCAACGGACGUUCCUGACUAUGGACUAUUGAAUGAUCUACUAUGGAGCGAUCCAGCCGAAAUGGAAGAGGACUGGGAGCCUAACGAACGAGGCGUAAGUUAUUGCUUUGGUAAAAAGGUGAUCAUGGAAUUCUUGCAGAGACAUGAUUUCGAUCUUGUGUGUCGCGCACACAUGGUUGUCGAGGAUGGCUAUGAGUUCUUUAAUGAUCGCAUUCUUGUCACCGUUUUUUCUGCUCCUAAUUAUUGCGGCGCAUUUGACAAUUGGGGUGCCAUUAUGUCUGUCUCUGACGAGCUCCUCUGCAGUUUCGAACUACUCAAGCCUCUUGAUUCAAGUGCUCUAAAGAACCACAUAAAGAAGGGUAGAAAUAAGAGAAACAACGUCCUUAACAGUCCACCGGCUAUGGUUUCGGCCCAGAGUUAUUGA
Nannizzia gypsea CBS 118893 is the source of this 1599-nucleotide messenger RNA. Its product is annotated as serine/threonine-protein phosphatase PP-Z. NCBI's taxonomy places the organism in Eukaryota, Fungi, Ascomycota, Eurotiomycetes, Onygenales, Arthrodermataceae. Gene Ontology annotation, molecular function: protein serine/threonine phosphatase activity. The transcript is spliced from 3 exons. Bases 1 to 1599 code for a protein of 532 amino acids. Gene Ontology annotation, cellular component: nucleus; cytoplasm. The record is from RefSeq and is a predicted model, not a curated record.